Messenger RNA from Nelumbo nucifera (sacred lotus), 1002 nucleotides. Its product is annotated as large ribosomal subunit protein eL18y-like. Gene Ontology annotation, molecular function: RNA binding; structural constituent of ribosome. NCBI's taxonomy places the organism in Eukaryota, Viridiplantae, Streptophyta, Magnoliopsida, Proteales, Nelumbonaceae. The record is from RefSeq and is a predicted model, not a curated record. Gene Ontology annotation, biological process: translation. Gene Ontology annotation, cellular component: ribosome; cytosolic large ribosomal subunit.
GACGCACCGUAACGAAUACACCAUAUAUAAAAUGUUUGACCAUAUAGCCUUCUCUUUCUCAUUUCCUCUCGAAAUCGAAACCCUAAUUUCUUCCUUGCAGUGCCGAAAAUGGGGAUUGAUCUCGUUGCAGGGGGCAAGAGCAAGAAGACAAAGCGAACGGCACCGAAGUCCGACGAUAUCUAUCUCAAGCUUCUCGUCAAGCUGUACAGGUUUUUGGUUCGGAGGACUGGCAGUAAGUUUAAUGCUGUCAUAUUGAAGAGAUUGUUCAUGAGCAGGGUGAACAAGCCACCAAUAUCAUUGUCUAGGUUGAUUAAGUUCAUGAAAGGAAAGGAAGAUAAGAUUGCUGUGGUUGUUGGUGCCGUUACUGAUGAUACACGAGUUUAUGAAUUACCUGCUUUGAAGGUGACUGCCUUGAGGUUUACAGAGACAGCCAGGGCUAGAAUUCUUAAAGCUGGAGGUGAAUGUUUGACCUUUGAUCAACUUGCUCUCAGAGCACCACUUGGGCAGAACACAGUUCUUCUUAGGGGACCCAAGAAUGCAAGAGAGGCAGUGAAGCAUUUUGGCAAGGCUCCUGGUGUGCCUCAUAGUCACACCAAACCAUAUGUCCGCUCAAAGGGUCGGAAAUUUGAGAGAGCUAGGGGACGGAGAAACAGCCGAGGCUUCAGCAAUUGAGGAUGAUACUUGGUUUUCCAUUCAAGAUAACUUGUUUUGGGCAUCAUAAUUUUUUGUUCUGGGAUGUCUUUGAUUAGUUUUGGUUUGGCUUGCAAAAGCCCCAUGUAAAAUCUUCGAAGUGGGGGUUGGUUCUUCGUUCUUGAUGAUGGCUGAAUGCACAUUUUGUGUUUCACUUCAACAAAUAGUAACACUGUUUAGGAUAAUGAUGCGCUGCUGGCUUCUGAGUAAUAUAUGUUUUGUCAUGUACUUGCUAUUAUGUUGGGCAAAUUAUUGAUCCCUCCACGUCACAAUUUUUUAUGCUAUUAAUGAAAUCUCGAUUUUACGCCUUUA